AUGGUGGACUUCCCCAACGGGCCGCCGGGUCAGAAGAUGGCGUUGAAUGUGCGCUCGAUCCAAGACCUCGACAUUGUCGGGAUGGUCAAGAAAACAUUUGAUGGCGCGUCAUACGGGGACAAGUACAGUCCUCCCGUCCACAAAGGCCCCAGCCCAACUGCCGAUAUCGAGGGUGGCAGGGUAUACACAGGCAGCUGCCACUGCGGUGAUCUCACCGUGGCGGUCAUCAGCAAGCCCAUUGACGAGACUUAUGAGGAUAUGAUUAUCGAGUGCAACUGCAGCAUCUGCUCAAGAGUUAGUAGACGCACAUGCCCGUAUCACCGUAUGUCCUACAACUGCAACUAA
Molecule: messenger RNA, 345 nt
Organism: Colletotrichum truncatum
Lineage: Eukaryota; Fungi; Ascomycota; Sordariomycetes; Glomerellales; Glomerellaceae
Product: glutathione-dependent formaldehyde-activating enzyme
Source: RefSeq, a predicted model, not a curated record